Messenger RNA from Rhinopithecus roxellana (golden snub-nosed monkey), 3448 nucleotides. RefSeq lists its product as uncharacterized. Lineage: Eukaryota; Metazoa; Chordata; Mammalia; Primates; Cercopithecidae. Gene Ontology annotation, molecular function: cysteine-type deubiquitinase activity; cysteine-type endopeptidase activity. Bases 340 to 2778 code for a protein of 812 amino acids. The transcript is spliced from 16 exons. Gene Ontology annotation, biological process: protein deubiquitination. Gene Ontology annotation, cellular component: cytosol; nucleus. The record is from RefSeq and is a predicted model, not a curated record.
CGCCUCUGUGUCCCGCCGGCACAGAGUGUGCGCUCCGGGAGGCUGGGGUGUGCAGCCCGGCCAGGAGGCUGCAGACAGGAGACUGCACUGUGCGUGUGGCCAGGGAGGGGGCACCGCCUGUGCCUGGAGGGGUCUUGUGUGGAGAGCAAGGUCUCCACUGACACUUUCUCCUUAAACCAAAAGAAUGUUAACUGUCCCUUGGGGAGGGCCCGGGCUGCCUGUGCUCAGCGCCUCCGGGACGCUGCAGCUGCCUGGGGCUCUUGUGUGGUGGCCUGGUGGUGUGAGCGUCACUGCUGCCCCGGCCCCAGUUCCUCUUCAGUUUCCUGGGGUGCCUUUCACAUGUGCUGGGCUCAGAGCAGUCACACCCGUCCGUGGGACACACCAGCCUGGAGUCAGCACAGAGCCCUGAGUCCUGUCUCCCCGGCCGCUGCAGGAACAUGCUGGUGUGGAAACCGUGAGGCAAACGUAUUUGCUGACCGGAGCGCUGCAGGUGCUGCCUCGGGCAGGAAGCCUCGGUGUGGCCGCCGGGGCCGUGAUGCGGUGACCCACAGAGAUGGUCGUGGCAGGACAGAUGCGGAGACCGAGUAUAGCCAGGAGGCUCCAGGUGGAGCCCCCUUUGCGGGUCUCAUCAAUCAAGGCCUCACCUGCUACCUCAACGCCCUCCUGCAGUGUCUCUUUCUGACUCCUGAAUUCCGAGACAGGAUCCAGGAGAAGCCUUGGGCCUCCCAGCCCGAGCAGGCUCUUGGCCAGAUCUUCAGGGGACUGCAGAGGCGGUGUGGACCUGUGCCAACGAAUGCCCUCACCACCUGCCUGGGUCUGCACGGAGGGACGUCCACCUUGUGCCAGGCUGGGUUUAGAGACUCUGCCAAGGAGAGAUGUCCACUCCACACUCUAGAGGGCUCCGUCCAGCAGGACGUGGCUGAGGUGUUUCUGCUUCUGCUCCAGCACCUGGGCCGGGAUGAAUUGCAGGAGGUGUUCCAGAGUGAGGUGGAGAAAAUCAUCCAGUGCUUGGUGUGCGGCCACGAGGAGCGCAUUCCAUCAGGAGGCAGGAUGCUGAUCCUGCCCCUGGCUUCCCACACCCAGCUCUGUGGCUUGGAGGGGGCUGGGCAGAAACCUGGCAAGCCAGCCAAUCCGUCUAGUGGAGUUUCCCAGGACACCGAGAUGCUGAGUUUCUCUCUAAUCCAGAAUUUUGAUGAUGAAGACAAUCGGUUCUUCUGUGAGCCUUGUCAUGCCAAGACCCCCGCCUCGGAGGAGACACGCUUCCUGCGGCUCCCAAAGGUCCUGAUUCUGCAAGUCAGGGAGCUGACAUUUGAAAACGGGAGGUUUCACAAAAUUCAGAAGCCUAUCAACAUUGCCCAGGUGCUAAAACUGCACACCAGCCCCAGAGAACUGACAUUGCCUAAGUGUAAAGCUUCCCACAGUGGCACACUCACCCUCAACCCGCCCCAAUCGCCCUGCAGGAGGAGAGAGUCUACCACCUCUACGCCAUGUGCUGCCACUCGGGAGACUGCAGUGGGGGCCACUACACAGCUCUGGCCCAGCCCCCCGGCAGGGCGGAGUGGUUCCGCUUCAAUGACCAGCAGGUGCACUGUGUGGGACAGGAAUUCCCUCUGCACCACACGUUCAGAUGCGGCCGCGUGCCUGGCGGGCAGGACUCCACUCAGGUGCGAUGGGUCCUGUCCCCACUCCUCUCUCAGGUCUGAGACCCCGUACCUACUGCUGUAUCGCUGUCAGGAAACUGGAGAUAGGCAGGAGCCAGAGGCACCUGGGCCUGACAAUGGGGAUAUGAGAACCAUGACAGAUGUAGCUGUUCCAAAGGAGAAGCUGCCUUGUCCAGGAGUGGAGGGAGAGACUCUCAAGACAGACUCUGCCACAGUCUGCUGGGGAGGACACAGCCAGAGCCUCUCUCUUCUCCAGGACAACGAGCCCGUCUGCCACAGACAGAGUCCUGCCAAGAAGUACAGGAGGGACGUGGAGCCUGGCCUUGGGCACAAGGGCAGAGCCUCAGAGCACGUGGAUGAGGAGGGGCCUAAAGCGCCUCCACCAGGGGAGCAAGGGGAGGCCCAAGGCCUGCCCUGUGGCCCCCAGUGUAGCCCCGAAGAGGAACUCCCUGCCAUGGGAAUGAGGAGCUCGGCAGCUGAAGACCAAGCCCUGUCCCACCCUGCGCAGGGCCCAGCACAGCCCGGAAAGACACCCCAGCCUGCUGUCCUGGAGGAAAUGCAAGGCUCAGACACCAGCGAGCCAGGUGGUCGAAGGGGCUCCCAAGCAUCCUGCCUUGGUGAAGCAGCUGCCACCUAUGUCUCCAGCCCGAGCCUGACAUCGCUUCCUGGCCCCCACCACUGGCUCACCCCCAGCCCUAGCCACUUCCCCAGGUCUCUCCCCAGCACCCACUACCCUGCCAGCCUGGACGUUGCCUUUGGGGACCCUUGCAGCCCCCAGGGAGGAAGGCCUCCUAUCCUGAAGCUGUCUAGGGCCAGUCCCGGGCCAGACUCCCACCCAGGGAGCUCCAACCCAGCAGAACUAGAGGCAGAACAAGGGGUGCUUGGUGGGGAGACUGGGCAGAGCAGGGUGGGGUCCCCAGGGCUCUCCCCUCACGCACUGUCUGCUGUUCACAUGAGGAUGGAGCCUACCUUCUCCAAGCAACUGCAGACAGACAGUGGACAUGAGGACAGGAAGAUCUCUGCAGACCAGGAGAACAGUCAGGACGAGGGCUGGACCAUGAAGAGGGACAGGUCUGCCUCAGAAGGCUCUGAACUCCAGGGCACAGGGUGGCCCUGAUGACCCUGCCCAGAGACACACUGGGAGGGGGCAGAACCCCGAACCCGGACAGAGGAGCACUGGCGCUACCAUCCAACCCACUCCAGGGUCAGGUGGGCACUCAGGAAGGCGCGGAGCCCCAUUUCCUGCAUGACUCCACCCGGGUGGACAGUGGAGGGGCUUUCCACGUGCUGAAGGCAGACCCCAGGGUCUCGGGCCACUGUCCUGAGCAUCGCCCCUCAUGGGUGCCAUGCUAGUGGCUGCUUCCACCCUACUCUGGCCUCCGGGGCAGCUUCUCCCCUUCAGAGCUGUGGCCCAAAAGUGAGCCCAAGAGCUUUCCCUCGGGGGGCUGGGACAUCUAACGGACGUGGGCCUGCAUGUGGGAUAGAAACAGGUGGCCUAGCGUGGGGCAUCUCCACUCUACAGCUCCUCACCUAUAGGUGCCCCGGGAGCAAACACCUGUGCAAGUGUGAACGAAAGACACUGUAAAUCUGCUCCUCGCCCUCUCUGGGAAGCAGAGGGUCUUCCCUGUCCCGCCCACUCAAGGGAUCCACUGCUAAACGUUCCAGGGUGUGGAAGGCCAGUCAUUAAACACAGCCACUGUGAACAAAUCACAGAAAUUUGUACUUAAAUAAAUCUUAAUAGGUACUUAAUAAAAUAGGUACUUAAAUACCUAUUAAGGUAAUAAUUA